AUGGCGGGGAAGACUGUGAUACAACACGUGAUGUCGAACCUUCAAGAAUCUGGAUAUGAAUAUUGGUAUCGAAGUAAUGAAGCUGAUGAUACACUUACUGAUUUGAUGUUCGCUGCUCCUAUUUCAUUGAAACUUUUGCGGUUAUUCUCUCACGUUAUAUUGAUGGACUGCACUUACAAAACCAAUAGGUAUGAGAUGCCACUUUUGGAAAUAAUUGGAAUCACUCCUGUUGGUUACAAUUUUACAAUUGUUGUUGCUUUCAUAUCACAUGAAGAUGCAAACACAUAUGAAUGGGCUUUGCGUUGUUUGAAAUGUGCAUUGGGGGGCUGGGUGGAAAGUGCUCAUAAAUCGUCGAAGGGUUGGAUUAGUGCUUCUACCGGUGCCGUGAACACCAUUCAAUAUCAGCUCGACUCCGGGGUUGAGUAUCAACUAACCAAGAUCAUCGGUGAGUUUUCAAAAUGCAGUUUAAUCCGGUUGCAUAAAUCAUCGUAUCCGGUAUUUCAGGGUUUGAUAUGCAAAGUUACACAUAAAGCAUUAAAUUUGCUUGAUGAUGAGCUCAAAAAACCGGGGUUCCAAGACCCAUCUCUUUGUGAUCACGUUUUGUGGGUUACUCAUGCACUUCCAUGUGCAUGCCGAAUUGCGUUGAAAAUCCAGCAACGUGAUACAUUUAUAUCUAUGGAUCUACAUCCAUUUUGGAGUACCAUGCACGUUGAAGAACCAGAAAUACCUGAAGCACAGAUGGAUCACACCAUCCACUUGGCAGAGUCUGCAUAUGUUAUACCGAAAGGAAGGCCAAAGGAUAAACCGAAGAGAGAUAAUCCGGUUGGGAGUUCUAAGGGUCGAAAAAGUACUUCUACCAGAAGCCCACCAUCGAAAGUAACCGAUCCCGGUUCUGGUCGUGGACGAGGGCGGGGUCGAGGGAGUGGUAGAUCAAGUGAUGAAUAUACUGCUAAACAGAAGAGUAAUCCGAUGCCUCGAAAGAAACCGGGCGAUGAGCUCAAUUUCAGAUCUUACAUCCCAGGUUUUGUGGCAGGAUCUAUUGUGUCGUAUGUUAAUGUUAAAGCAGAUAGAAAUUGUGGGUACAGAUGUGUUGCAGAAGCAGUGUUCCGAGAUCAGCACAGAUGGAGUCGUGUAAGGAGAGAUUUGAUUGCCGAUAUGUACGAGCGAUUUGGUACGUACGCAUCGCAAAAUGGUCAAGAUGAAGUCAUCCGAUGGAUUACAAGAUGCGAUUGGCAAGAAGGACCGUGCAGUCGGGACAAAUGGAUGUCAUUUCCGGAUAUGGGAAUGUCGAUAGCGACUAAAUACAAUGCGACUUUGGUCUUAUACGCCGUUGUCGGAAGUAUAACCUACUUACCUCUAGUUGGUCCGGGUGAAUUAUCCCAUAUGAUCCAUAUGGUGUUGUCAGGAAACCAUUUUGUCCUUAUCCAGUUACCGGUUAAUUGUCAUCUACCACCUAUCACUCCACAGUGGCGACCUGUUAGAGCCGCAAAUCUUGCCCACUUGUCGGAAAUGUUCGAAGAGCGCCUAUACAUGUGGCGUCGUUUAUCUAGGUUGGGAUAG
Erythranthe guttata (spotted monkey flower) is the source of this 1560-nucleotide messenger RNA. Lineage: Eukaryota; Viridiplantae; Streptophyta; Magnoliopsida; Lamiales; Phrymaceae. The record is from RefSeq and is a predicted model, not a curated record.